GACACUCCAUAUCAGCCUUACUCUGUUGGGUAUGCUCUGCUCUCAAGCCUUGGGACUGAUCUGUAACAAGUGUAUUCCCAACACCGCGGGACUGUGCACAGAGACCAAUGUCUCCUGUCCCGACGGAGUGUGUGGCUGGUUGACCUCAGGUGCAUACGCAGGUAGAGUGAAAUUGCAUACCUCAACCCAUAGGAGCUGCAUACCGAUUGACCACUGCCUCAAUGCCUCUGUGAAUUUUGGGAUGUUCAAGACAGUCUUUAACAACAACUGCUGUUCUACCGAUAACUGCAAUACAAAUUUGCCUCCAGUUUCAGCGGUGACAUUCAACACUCCAAAUGGAAAAAGAUGCUUCACCUGCAAGGAGGACUGCUAUGAGCCACUGGCUUGCGUUGGAGAUGAGGAUCACUGUAUUGAAGGAAGUUUUAUUGUGAGUGGCCAGAGAAUCCCUGUAAAGGGCUGUGCCACCAGCACCGUGUGCCAGGGGAAGGUGGCGGACCAGCUACAAGACCAGGCGUUGGGGCUGAAAUGCUGCCAGGGGGACCUGUGCAACGGUGCCUGGAGAACAUCAGGGUGGACUCUGGCGCCCCUGCUGGGCCUCUUCCUCCUCCACCACCUCCUCCACCACCUCCUCCUCCUCCACUGAGUGGCCUCUCUCUGGGCCUCUUCCUCCUCCACCACCUCCUCCUCCUCCACUGAGUGGCCUCUCUCUGGGCCUCUUCCUCCUCCACCACCUCCUCCUCCUCCACUGAGUGGCCUUUCUCUGGGCCUCCAUGUUCUGCUCAUGCCUGGUGGCGUUCAGGCCAGAUUCAUCAAAGCUACCACAAAUGCCUUCAUCUCUGGAUGGGUGCU
Messenger RNA from Sardina pilchardus (European sardine), 849 nucleotides. Its product is annotated as CD59A glycoprotein-like. Bases 32 to 643 code for a protein of 203 amino acids. Lineage: Eukaryota; Metazoa; Chordata; Actinopteri; Clupeiformes; Clupeidae. The record is from RefSeq and is a predicted model, not a curated record. The transcript is spliced from 5 exons.